CAGCUGGUAGUUUGUGUCCAGCUGAGACACCCUGGCUGCUCACAUGCUGUUCUUUCAUCUAGAUGAGGACGGGGACUUGGUUGCCUUUUCCAGCGACGAGGAACUGACAAUGGCAAUGUCAUACGUGAAGGAUGACAUCUUCCGUAUUUACAUUAAAGAGAAGAAGGAGUGCCGGCGGGACCACCGCCCUCCGUGUGCUCAGGAGGUGCCCCGCAACAUGGUGCACCCCAACGUGAUCUGUGAUGGUUGCAACGGGCCCGUGGUGGGGACCCGCUACAAGUGCAGCGUCUGCCCAGACUACGACCUCUGUGCCGUCUGCGAGGGGAAGGGCCUGCACAGGGAGCACAGCAAGCUGGCCUUCCCCAGCCCCUUCGGGCACCUUUCCGAGGGCUUCUCUCACAGCCGCUGGCUCCGGAAGCUGAAACACGGCCACUUUGGGUGGCCUGGCUGGGAGAUGGGCCCACCUGGGAACUGGAGCCCGCGUCCACCUCGAGCAGGGGACGCCCGACCUGGCCCCGCUGCGGAAUCAGCUUCUGGCCCAUCAGAGGAUCCCAGUGUGAAUUUCCUCAAGAAUGUAGGGGAGAGUGUGGCGGCUGCCCUCAGCCCUCUGGGCAUUGAGGUCGACAUUGACGUGGAACACGGCGGGAAGCGGAGCCGUCUGACACCCGCCUCCCCCAGCGGCUCCAGCACAGAGGAGAAGUGCAGCUCUCGGCCAAGCAGCUGCUCUUCUGACCCCAGCAAACCGCGUGGGGAUGCGGAGGGCACGGCCCAGUCUCUGGUGGAGCAAAUGAACAAGAUUGCCCUGGAGUCAGGGGGGCAGCCUGAGGAGCAGAUGGAGUCUGAUAACUGCUCAGGAGGAGACGAUGACUGGACUCAUUUGUCUUCGAAAGAGGUGGACCCAUCUACAGGUGAACUCCAGUCUCUCCAGAUGCCCGAAUCUGAGGGGCCAAGCUCUCUGGACCCUGCCCAGGAAGGACCCACAGGGCUGAAGGAAGCCGCACUGUACCCACAUCUGCCACCAGAAGCUGACCCCCGGCUGAUAGAGUCCCUCUCCCAGAUGCUGUCCAUGGGGUUCUCCGAUGAAGGCGGCUGGCUCACCAGGCUCCUGCAGACCAAGAACUACGACAUCGGGGCUGCGCUGGACACCAUCCAGUAUUCAAAACACCCACCGCCAUUGUGACAAUUUGUGCUCACCUGUUCUGUGUCCCCUUUCUUGUCUCAUAGUUGUGUUGAGCUAGUGUAGAACCCCAGUGCCUCUGUAAGGGUGAGUUUCUCUGCAUUCUUCUUCCAGCAUCUGGGGGGUGGGGACGCAUGAAGCCAUUUCGGGCAGUAGAGCAAGUAACACAAGGAGGGAAUUCCAAGCGUGUGUGCGUGCUGAUGUCUGAGAAGCGUUUACCAGCUUCCCGUGGGCACCCUGGCUCCUCACAGCCCGGGGAGGAUGCGGGGGCCACGCUGCAUCGUACUCCUGCGCCCCCCGGCCAGGAUGACACCAGCAGUCCCAAGCGCACCUUGCCUAGGGGCCUUCUGCUUUUGUCUUUUUUUCCAGGGACUGACAGUACACUGACAUGUAAUUGAUGCUCUGCUAGAAACCUGAUACGCUCUGAAUUUAGCAAGAGUAUAGCCCAUGUUCUGUGGGGGCGGAGGCCGCCUGCAGUGAGUACCCGAGGGCGGGCCAGCCCGGGCCUUCGGCUGCGUGUCUGGGAGGAAGGGCUGAGGGGAGCUGACGUUGGUGUUCACUGAGUACUGCCUGUUUCGUAACCACUAGCUUUCUCUUGUUUUUCCAAUGUGUCAACUGCUUUUAAAGUAAGAAAAUCACUUUGUAGCCAUCCUGUUAUCCUAUUUGUAAACAAUCUAAUUAAAUGGUAUAAGCACUUUAAUCAAA
This is a messenger RNA of Vicugna pacos (alpaca), 1882 nucleotides long. Lineage: Eukaryota; Metazoa; Chordata; Mammalia; Artiodactyla; Camelidae. The record is from RefSeq and is a predicted model, not a curated record.